Lonchura striata (white-rumped munia) is the source of this 2101-nucleotide messenger RNA. Lineage: Eukaryota; Metazoa; Chordata; Aves; Passeriformes; Estrildidae. The record is from RefSeq and is a predicted model, not a curated record.
UUGGCCACAUUUGGCUCGCCACGCCCCUCCCGUCCGUGGCCCCGCCCCUCGUGGGCGUGGCCUGUCGUCGCGGCGACGCGGACGUGGGAGGACCCGGAUGUGGCUGGAUCCCAACAUGGCCGCGGCGGCGGCGGCUGACGCUCUUACCGGAGCACCUGGAACGCGGAGCUGAGACAGGACCGUUUUCCCUUCGCGGAAGGAGCGCGUCCCGGGCCAUGUUCUCCAAGAAGAAGAAGCGGGUGGAGAUCUCGGCGCCGUCCAACUUCGAGCACCGGGUGCACACGGGGUACGACGCCUCGGAGCAGCGCUUCACGGGGCUGCCCCGCCAGUGGCAGGGGCUGCUCGAGGAGUCCGCCCGCCGCCCCAAGCCCCUCGUGGACCCCGCCUGCAUCACCGCCAUCCGUGGGGCCCACAAGGCCGAGCACCACCCGGGACGCCCGCAGGAGGGGACCCCCAAUGGGCCGGUCCCUGCCGGCGCUCCUGGUGCCUCCCACGCCCCCGGUCCCCCACGCCCCAAAGCCCCGGAGCCACCUCCCCCGGCCCCGGAGCCCCCGGCCCCGCGUCCCCCCGGCCCCGCGCCCGCCCCGGGGGCGGGGCCCCAGCGCGUGUCCCACGAGCAGUUCCGGGCGGCGCUGCAGAUGGUGGUGGACCCCGGCGACCCCCGCACGUACCUGGACAACUUCAUCAAGAUCGGCGAGGGCUCCACGGGCGUCGUCUGCAUUGCCACCGUGCGCGGCUCCGGCAAGCUGGUGGCCGUCAAAAAGAUGGACCUGCGCAAGCAGCAGCGGCGGGAGCUGCUCUUCAACGAGGUGGUGAUCAUGCGGGACCACCAGCACGAGAACGUGGUGGAGAUGUACAACAGUUACCUGGUGGGCGAUGAGCUCUGGGUGGUCAUGGAGUUCCUGGAGGGCGGCGCGCUGACCGACAUCGUCACCCAUACCAGGAUGUCGGAGGAGCAGAUCGCGGCCGUGUGCCGCUCGGUGCUGCGGGCGCUCGCCGUGCUGCACGCCCAGGGCGUCAUCCACCGCGACAUCAAGAGCGACUCCAUCCUCCUCACGCACGACGGGCGGGUGAAGCUCUCGGAUUUCGGCUUCUGCGCCCAAGUGAACAAGGACGUGCCACGGCGCAAGUCCCUGGUGGGGACUCCGUACUGGAUGGCCCCUGAGCUCAUCUCACGCCUGCCCUACGGCCCAGAGGUGGACAUCUGGUCUCUGGGGGUGAUGGUCAUCGAGAUGGUGGAUGGGGAACCCCCUUAUUUCAACGAGCCCCCCCUCAAAGCCAUGAAGCUGAUCCGGGACAACCUUCCCCCCCGGCUCAAGAACGGCCACAAGGUGUCCCCAUCCCUGAAGGGGUUCCUGGAGCGGAUGCUGGUGCGGGACCCGGCACAGCGGGCGAGCGCCCCGGAGCUGCUCCGCCACCCCUUCCUGGGCGUCGCGGGCCCCCCCGCCUGCAUCGUGCCCCUCAUGCGGCAGCACCGGCUGCGGUGAGAGCCCCCCUGCCCCGGGGGAGACCCCCGGCCCCCUCCUGCUCCUCCUCCUCUGCUGCACCCCCAAACUGGAGCAGGACUGGGAUGUUCCUGGGGGACACUGGCCCCCGACCUGUACUACUGAGCUGGGGAGCCCACAGCAGAGAUUUUGGGGGGGAAAGGGGGGGGUGGCUGUCAUCCCAGAGAUUUGGGGGUGCACGGGCUAAUCCUGGUCCCUUCUGCCUUUGGGACCCAUUUGGGGCAUUUCCCCCUUUUUUUGUUUUUUUUUUUAGCCCUCUCUUUUCUACCCCCUUUGGGCACUGGGGUAUGGCCCCCCCCUAGAUCUCCAUGCGAGGGGCUCCCCAAAACUACAGCCCCCCCUCUCCCCACCACACCACACUACUGAUUCGGGGUGCGUCCCACCCUGGGCCUCCCUCGCCCCUUUUUGUUGAUUUUGGGGUUUUUUUCCUGUUUGCUGUUGUUGGUUCCUUCCCCCCGGAACUCCCCCUUGCCCUCCCCAGGGGUGUUUUGUUUUUUAACAAAGCGAUAUUUAUAUGGUCGGGUUUUGUACUGCGCGGGACGGGGGUGCCCCGGGGGGACACCGGGCCCCCCCUAAAUUACACGUGUCCUUUUGGA